Messenger RNA from Brachypodium distachyon (stiff brome), 2163 nucleotides. Its product is annotated as scarecrow-like protein 14. Gene Ontology annotation, molecular function: DNA-binding transcription factor activity; sequence-specific DNA binding. Gene Ontology annotation, biological process: regulation of DNA-templated transcription. The coding region runs from base 140 to 1963 and encodes 607 amino acids. The record is from RefSeq and is a predicted model, not a curated record. NCBI's taxonomy places the organism in Eukaryota, Viridiplantae, Streptophyta, Magnoliopsida, Poales, Poaceae. Gene Ontology annotation, cellular component: nucleus. The transcript has a single exon.
CCAAUUCCAACAUAUUUCCACUGCACCAUCACCAAUUAGCAUGUAGCCACCAUGGCUACCACCCAACAGGAGUUGUUAGGCGUCACUGAGUCUGCGCUACUGCCUCCGUCCGUCUUCCUUGACCUUCCCCCAACAACCGAUGGUGACUCAGCCACAGGAAGACCUGGCCCUGGAACACAUCUCGCGCAUGCUCAUGGAGGAUGACAUUGUCGACAAGUUCACCUACCAAUACCCCGAUCACCCGAAGCUCCUGCAGGCCGAGCAACCCUUCGCCCAGAUCCUCUCUGCUGCUGCCACCAGCUCAUUCGAUGCCAAGGAGUUAUCGGCACCAGAUGCACUUGCCUCUGCCUUGCUGCCCAGCAAGGUACAGGAUCCAGCCUUCUUCUCAAGUGGCACGGUGGAGCUCAGCAGUACCGUGUUUCCCAUCGAGAGCAGCACCGGCAUGAACAUUUUAAACAACAUGUCCAGCAUGGCAUUCUUCAAAGGCAUGGAGGAGGCCAAAAUGUUCUUGCCCAGAAACAAUGUGAUGGUGGAUAGUAGGGGGUGUGAGAACAAGUUUCAAAUUGAUGGUGAGAGGGAGCCAGCCAUGGGCAGGGGCAGCAAGCAAAUAGCGGCGCCGGUGCAUACUGACUCCGAGGAGGAGGACGAGCUCAAGAAGAGAUUGGACCGGCUUAUCCUCAAAGGCUAUGACAGGUACCCUGGUGAGAUGCAGGAGGUACUAAUCACUUCAGACAAGGAGAACAAGGCGGCACGGAAGAGCAUUCGCAUGCGUGGGAGGCACGGUGCGAUGCAGGCGGUGGUGACUCAUCUAGACACGCUGCUGAUCCGCUGUGCGGAAGCAGUGGCCAGUAAUGACCUGCGCAGCGCAAGCGAGGUGCUAGAGCAGAUCAAGCGGUACUCAUCUCCGACGGGGGACGCUAGGCAGCGGCUGGCAUAUUACUUCUCCCAGGGGCUGGAGUCAAGGCUGGCCGGCACGGGGAGUCAAUUCUACCGUUCGCUCAUUAGGACACGCGCCUCCACUGUGGAGCUUGUUAAGGCCUACCAUCUGUACGAUGCCACCUUCUGCUUCCUGAAGGUUGCAUUUCUCUUUUCCAACAAGACCAUCUACAAAGCCGUUGCAGGGAGGAAGAAACUGCACAUUGUGCACUACGGCAUCAACCUCGGGUUGCAGUGGCCAGACUUGAUCCAGUGGUUGGUGGACAGGGAGGACGGGCCACCAGUGGUAAGGAUGACCAGCAUCAACAUGCCUCAGCCUGGGUUUAGCCCAUAUGAACAAAUCGAGGAGGCUGGGCACCGGCUCAGCAACUAUGCAAGUAAGUUUGGCGUGUCAAUCAAGUUCCAAGCGAUCGCAGGCACGCCAGAGGCUGUUCGGGCUGAGGAUCUCCAUAUCGAUCCCGAUGAGGUGCUUGUGGUGAAUAGUCUAUUCCAGUUCAAGACCUGGAUGGACGAGAGCCUCAAAUUUGAUAGUGUAAGCCCAAGGGACAUGGUGCUCGCCACUAUCAGGAGGAUGAAGCCACCUGUGUUCGUACACGCCGUCAUCAAUGGAUCAUACAGUGCAGCAUUCUUAAUGACACGGUUCCGCCAAGCAUUGUACUCCUUCACAGCGUUGUUCAACAUGAUGGAGACCAUGGUGCCACGAGACAACAAGCAGAGGCUGCAGGUGGAGCGGGACUUUUUUGCACGGUCUGCCAUUAACAUGAUCGCUUGCGAAGGUGCAGACAGGGUGGAGCGCCCUCAGUACUACAAGGAGUGGCAGAUGCGGAACCACCGGGCAGGGCUGAGGCAGUUGCCAUUGGACUCUGAUAUUGUUCUGAUGCUCAAGGACAAAGUGAAGAAUCAGAACCACAGACAUCUUAUGAUCAACGAGGAACACCGGUGGCUUCUGCAGGGGUGGAAAGGCCGCGUGCUGUAUGCCCUCUCGACAUGGGUAGCUAAUGAUGCAAGCAGUUCUGAAGUGACAUAGAUUCAUGUACCAGAUGCUUCGGCACAUUUGGUCUGCUAUUGUGAACUAUGGUCCAGAACUUUUUAUGGAGCUGAUUGGUCCACCAGUAAAGUUGCAUGCUGAAUUUGGAACUCUUUUAUGUUACCUAAUGAAAAUCUACUGGGGCAACUUGCACAAGGGUGUACAUAUCAAGAAUAAAGUCUCGCAUAUCAUUAGCCUUU